This is a messenger RNA of Strongylus vulgaris, 272 nucleotides long. NCBI's taxonomy places the organism in Eukaryota, Metazoa, Nematoda, Chromadorea, Rhabditida, Strongylidae. The record is from the annotation of a GenBank genome assembly.
AUGGUCGAUGUUGGUGUUUUGUUGGAACCAGCUGGAUCUGGCCAAACGAACAUCUCGUUAAUCUAUUCAUCUCGUCGUGACACAACAUCUAAAGCCAUAGCUUCAUUCGUUGUGCCGGAAUUCGUACAACAAUGGACACAAAUCGCAUUUGAAGUUAAUAAGGAUUCGGUCACAUUCUAUUUCAAAUGCGUACGAUUUGCGGAGAGGGAGGUAAAGAAUAAAUUGUGUUAUUUCAAUUAUCAAUCGAUGCGCAUUAACGCCAUAAGAUGACC